Messenger RNA from Sclerotinia sclerotiorum 1980 UF-70, 600 nucleotides. RefSeq lists its product with no specific name. The record is from RefSeq and is a predicted model, not a curated record. The transcript is spliced from 3 exons. Bases 1 to 600 code for a protein of 199 amino acids. NCBI's taxonomy places the organism in Eukaryota, Fungi, Ascomycota, Leotiomycetes, Helotiales, Sclerotiniaceae.
AUGAGCCGAGUUAGCCAUGAACUCUCUCAAGUGACAAGGAGAAGAGAGAAAAGGGAAGAGGGAAAAGGGGAUGCGUUCGAAGGUUUUGGACUACCUCAACCUGGAUAUCCUUUGAAGAGAUCUAGCUUCAUAAUUGACACUAAAGAGUUAAAACCUUACAGGCAUAAGGAUAAUGUGCUAAUGCAGUUGGAAGAAUUACUCUGGACAAAUGACGAGAUAUCAAAAUUAUUAAACAGAGCUAUCUUCAAUCCCAUCACAGAUAAGAAUGCCUCAAGGUCUAGUAACGCAAAAGGUAAGACCCUGAAAUUGGAGAUUUUUGCAUCAUUCUACCGCAUCCACAUCGCAAAGACAAUACAUCGUCAACCCGGUGCGAUGAUUUCUUUCCGUCUUGCUGGCAAAAGGGAUACCUGGACAGCUUUCAGUGGAAGCGUGAUCGCAUUACCUUGUGACCGAACAUGGUGUGGGAAGACGAAACUGCUUCCAGAUCGAUGUGGCCAGAGAAAAUUGAAAAUUCCGCGACUGGCAAUCUUCGUUGCUUUGCGGCGAGUAGGAAUUGAUGAUCAUUGGUGUAAAGGAAGCAAUGCGGUAGCUAUAGGGUGA